GAUCUGGCCGACAACUGCCAGGACAAUGUGAUAAAUAUGCUGGAGUUCAAGUCGGGAGAAUCCAAGAAGGAGUUGCAAAAGCAGGCUGCUUUGCGUCUCGAAGAGACCAGAGCAGACAUCCUGCUCUUCUCUUCGCGAGUAGCCAAGGGCCGCUUGAAUGCUGCAGUUCAUCGUCGAUAUGACUUCUGCCUCACCUGUGCAGAAUCGACCGACGAAUCACCAGCAACGUCAGUGUUGAAGAUCGUGCACGACUGCAUGACCAAAUACGGACCAGCAUUACAAGUGUGCAGGAAUCAGGUAAUUCUACUAUUAGAGUAAAGCUUUAGAAUAAGCUCGUUCAUCCCUGAGGGCAUAUCUUUGACAUAUCGCAGAUAAUGAAGAGUUAGUAUUACCAAUUUCAGCAUGAACAUGAAAGUCCUUGAAACAAAAAUCAUCGGCUUCCCCACAUAAUGAUACAAUCAGGGCGACAAGGCAGUGACGAACGUGCAACAGCGUACGUCCAAUAUCCGGGAUUCGUUUAACUUGGUCGUCAUCGUUGGACCUGACUGCUUUGUGACGGAUGAGAACGGCAAGGGUGCAGCAGUCAUAGACGAGGUGCGAGCCUCAUUGGACUCUGAGUUGAAUGUGGUCUUGAUUCAGGACUUGGGCGUAGUCCCGGAUAUCGAUGCUGAAAUCGAGAAAUGCCAAGACAUGGUCUUGCAAUCUUGUCUCAAAAGGGCAAUGCGGUAUGUGUAUUUGAAGUUAUGAACACUGAAUGAUGAUAGUGAGUGUAAAUCACUCCACUCAGUACUAGUUCUUGUACUUUCCUCAUAUUAACUUCUAAGUGAUCAAUAUUAUCAAUAUUUUUGAACGGCGGACUCGAAGCAGAAUAACGAAAACAAGCUUUUGUCUACUGCCAAAAGGCGAGUCCGAGUCCUCUUCGGAUAGCUCUAACAUCUGGUUCCGCAGAUGCGACCCUCCGUAGUCUAGUAGCAGAUCCGAUGGCUGUCAAAACCGACGAUAACAAGACUCCCAGAACCCGUGCAGCGGGUGUCGCAUCUUUCAAACUCAACUACAAAAACUCACAGGCGAUGGUACUACAUGGUGAUUUGUCCUUGUUUAUCGUAAUCGCUUUUAUCUAUUUACCCAAGCACAGCACGGAGAAUUAUUUACUUAAGUAACAAAAUUUCUAGUGCAAUACAUCUCGCAAACGGUUCAUUUUCCUUCAACAACGUCAACCCUGCUACUGCAUAGAACACAUUCAAAUUUUCAUUUUUGUCCUUCCCCUAAAGAAACCCUAAAUCCUAGGAACUCGCCUUCGAUGGUCGUUUGGCAGUUUACAAAACCAGUCUCUACGAGAUGAAAAACAAGAAGAUCCCGGGAGACGUCGAGAGCUGCAUCAAAAACCUCUUCGCGCUCUAUGACACUGCCGGAAAGGGAAGGAUUACUUUUAUGAAAAAAAUAGUUUUUCACAUGUACCAGCAGAUCAUGUUGUUCUAAGUACUUUAUUCAUAAAUAGUUUUUCACAUGUACCAGCAGAAUAUGUUGUUCUAAGUACUUUAUUAUUCCCCACGCAAGCUCGAGGAUAGUUCUGAAACAUUGAUAUUAAACUUGUCAUUUUCACGACCGGAGACCCCUUCUCCCUCAUCUUCUUCCCCCUUCGCUAAUCUCUGGGCUCAGUUCGCGGAGAUUGAUCGAUUGAUGACGGAAACGCUAGGUGGGCAGUAUAGUGAGAUGAUUUCGCGUCGUGUCUACUCCAUGAUGCUUUAUCCCGGUCUCACUUUAGAGAGUGAGAUCUCUUACACUUAAGGCGAGUUCUCUCUUCGUCCAUCUUCUGAAGCAUACUAGUGGAAGUUUCCCAGAAGGGGGAAACAGCUCCAAGAUGAGCGCCAAGAUGGAUUCGGGUGAGCUCUAAGACACUACCUUCUUCAACUACCAUGCUUUCAUCGCGAAGUCCAUGGGUAUCUUCGAAGGCGAGAGCCGAGAUGUGGGCAUCCACUACAAAUACGUCAGUGACAAAGUAAAGACCAUGAAAAAGGGUAAGCGAUUUCAGAAGACGUAUGAUUUGUACGUCACCCACGAUCGCUCCAAAUUCUCCAAGGAGUUCGCUUUCCAACUAGCAGAAUCUGUCCGCAAGUUCACACCGAACGUCCGUCUCGUUUUGGGAACCGACUUCGACAAGAAGGAGGACGAUAAAGGUGAUGACAAGAAGAAGAAAGACGCCAAGGCAGAAGUCGUAGUCGAGAAAAACAAAGCACCUUUGAACGCUUUGAACAUGCUGGUGUUGCUGCGACCUGGAGUUUUGACGAAAGACGUCGUGAAAGAGGAAAUCAUGUGUGGUUUGGAGGGCGGUGCACAGAUCCUAGUGAUGUGCCACGUCGCGAAGUGUCCGGUUUUCGAGAUGGAAGUCCGUCAAGCGCCAGCAGAGUUGCAAACGAUUAUGCGUCGACUACCAGUCUUCUGCUACGCGCCAGACAACGACGCUAGCUGCGUCACUAGCAUGUUGGACCAGAUGCACUUCCCCGAUUGGAAGCCAGUAGCGAACAAGGCCAAGACGUUUCGAAGAAAUGAGUCGCCAUUGGUUCUACACUUGUUCCAACGCGCGGAUGAGGAUGAAGAUGUGCAAUCCGCCUUGCAGACGAUUGCGAACGUGACGUCUCCAAGUUCCGUGAAUGCAGGCUAUUUCGGAUCGGAGUUCUACAAGGACGGCGGUCUGGUGAUUCUGCAAGACAAGAUUUAUGGACACACUGCGACCUCGAUGGACUAUUUAAUUUUUAGUUGAGAACUUUUCUUGAUGUUCUGUGAAGAUGACACUUGAUUCGAUUUCAGAAAGGAGAAGACUGUCACUUAUUCUUGUGUCUAAAUUUUGUUGAAAAAGGUAAUUGUCAUGCUAACACAGAAAAAUUUUCAACUUCCGCUUCCCUUCUCUAAGGCCCGAUGAACUUCGGAAGUGUCCCCGCGAUUGCGGAGACUGCUUGCCGUGCGGUCGCCAAUAUUGCCCAGUGCUGUGGUCAGCACGCAGGCGAAGUGGUGGAUCAAAUGUGCAAACUUGGAAUCGUCGACAUUGUCAUCCAGAACAUCAAUCAGCACACCGAUUUCCCUCUACUCCAGGGUGAGGCUUGCCGUGCGCUCGCCAACAUCGCAGCGCAAUCGCACAACGCUAAGGAGAUCGUGAACAGCAAGCAGGGUUUCCAGAUCAUCCUGCAAGCUCAGAAACGUUGCGAAGAAGAGCCCAACUUCUGGGACACGCGAUUCGAAUUCCGACGAUUACAGACCGGCAACGAGUUGAUGGUGAACCACGAGGGUCAGGGUCGCUGGAUCUCUGGUGUAGUGAAGGAGGCCUACUCGAAUGGUACCUAUGACGUAGGAUUCGCCCAUGGUGGUAUGGGCCGUAGGGUGCCAGCACAUCUUGUGCGACCGAAGGAUCCGAGUGACAAGAUUUUGGAGUUCUGCGGGAACUGGUUGUGGAAGCCAGGAGGUCGUUUGACCGAGGACAGCUUGAUGAUCAAGUUAUGAAAAUAGUACAACACGCAGUCUUUUUUGAAUUCAUACGGUAUAUUACAGGAUGAUUACCCUGCGAGGACUCCUUUCUUGAUAGUAUGUAGGAAAGAUACCAGCUACAUUAUGAGGCAUGCUCUACUUCAUAUUUGGUUGAGAACUAAGAAACUAGACAACCACAGCUUCUAAUCCACGCAGACGGCAUGGUUUCUCUGACCGAGUCCGGACAAGUCGGUACUUGGUCAGUAGCUGACCGUGACGAUGGACGUACUGCGAUCAAGCUGCAAAUCGGUACGUUGAUGAUCGAGAUGGAACGUAUUUCCGUGACGACGAUGCGUGCGACCGCUUCCCCGCAUAGAUUAAGGCUUACCGUAAUUCAUCUUCAGACGCAUCUUGGCGCAUUUUUUUACUGGAAAAAGACGGCAAGGAUGCAUUUCAAGAUGAAUAUAGGUACUAAGGUCUUCUAAAUAGAGCUGUGUUGGCGGAUGAACUGAUGGACGCUUUGUUUGUGCAGUACUUCAACUACGAGGACAUGAACUCGGCAUUGAAUAACGGAAGUUUGGCGAUUCCGCCACUACUGGGUCGUAAGCCGGACAUUGCCAGAUUGGAACAGGAGGUGAACCGACCACAAGGUGAUGGACAGCCGUGGACGGGAUUGGGCAUGGAAUUUGAGGGCAACUUCGCUACGCGCUUCAGCGGCACUUUGGUUAUCAAAAAGAUGGGGGACUAUCAAUUCGACCUUUCAGCCGAUGCAGCAGCCACUCUCCGAGUUGGUGCUCGAACCGUAGUCAGCGGCAAGAAGUACAACUUCGUGGCUGGCGCCCAUACACUACGUCUCGACUACUGUGCCAUUGGCGGCAUGGAAAAGAAGGUAGUUUUGAAGUAUCAGGGUCCGGAUACCAAUGAGUCGAUGGUUUCCGUUCCGGCUGGUGUGCUGCAACACGAUCGAGCCUCCAGUUCGAUCAUCGAGAAACCAGGUUUCAUCGCGGAGUACUGGCCGGUCGAUAACAGCACGACCAUGACCAUUCCGAACUUAUGGCUCAGUUAGAAAGGUUCGGUAAAAAAUUUUAAUUUUUUAAAUUGGAUCAAAGUAUUCUCUAAACAAAUGGAUCAUCCACAGGAAUCACUCGUUUGUUAAACUAGAUGAAGAAAGUGGAACUCAAUUUGGUUUAUUUCUGACUCAUCUUCUAACGCCUAGCGCCUCCGAUAUCAUUCGUGUGGAUAAGAUGUUGGAUUUCGAUAUGGAUACCGACCCAUGGGCGCGAUUGCCCGAUCGCUACGGCCGCCCAGCUUUCUGCGCUCGUUACACAGGUUACCUGACCGUCGCCUGUGGCGGAAAGAAGCGUGCCAUGUACAAGUUCUUCUGCGAGUCCAACAAACGUGCAAGGUUGUUCUUGAACGACAACUUGUUAAUCGAUAUCGACCAGACGGUCGCCGAAGUCGAGUUGACUAAGGGACAGCAUUUGAUCCGAGUGGAGUAUUACUCCAAGCCGAACGAGAUGCAUGGUUUGAAGGUGAAAUAUGCGGGACCGGAGACAUUGCCAAAGCAGACGAAGGAAGAGGAAGAAGCCGAAAAGCAGGCUUUGGAAGACUACAACUUAAGGCUCAUGGUGGCUUGGUCAUGCAUUGAGUAACGCUGAAGUUGAAGAAAGUAUCACAGUGUUGUUCUCUCCGCUUCAAAACGUGUUUCCACAAUCACUACACACUCACACAUUUCUUACAGUAGCAGUAGCUCUUCUUCUAAUUUAAAAGGCGGUGAAAGCCAGGCAGGACUUCUUCGACGAUCCUCCAGAACCGGAGGAGGGUGAAGAGCCGCCACAACCGCCACCAGAACCGGUGAAACCGGCAGAACGCAUCCCGGAUAUCAUGAUUGUGGACCCCACAGUCGUGAGCUAUUACGCGCCGGCGACGAUCUGCGUGCCAAAGAACGAUCCUUUAGUUAAGGGUUUCCGAAUUACAUCCCUCACUACCAUCCUUGGCUCCUUUUCAAGGGGGAAAUGGGUCAAGGAUGUUCUGAAGAAUGCAAUUCGGAAACCUCUAAUUUAGAGCGGCACACAGGCGCCGUCAGCUGCGUCGCGUUCUCGCAGGAAGACGGCUUGAUGGUGUCUGGUGGCUUUGGCGGAAAGAUGUGCGUGUGGAGCUACGUCUUAGGCGAACACAUCGCGACGGUCGACUGCGGUUCUCCGAUCACGUGUGUCGCGUUCCCCACCGGCAUGGAGAGCUUGAAAUCAGACGGUUUGAGCAACCUGCAGUUGACGACAGUUGCCAUUGGUAUGGAGAACGGUCAGAUCCAUCUGUACGACUGCUCCUCUGCGGAGACGCUAGAUCAAGGACCGGUGAAAGUGAUUCAUGGCCACACUGGCCCAGUCACGGGUGUCGCAUUCCACCCGAAGCGCGGAGAGGACCAGGGGAAGCCGAAGACGGUAGGCCGAAAAUCUUCGAAGGCCUCUGAAGCGGCCGCAGCCGAAGAAGGCGAGGAGGGCGAAGAAGGCGAAGAGCGAGAGCCAAGCAAGCAGAUUCCAGUUACGGACCCUCCCGUGAUUAGUUAUAGUUAGAAGGAAUUCUAGAGUCGUAAACGUAAUACAUUCCGAUUUUUUCGCAUUUGCAAAUUUGCAAUUAUAUCUUCCCUUCUUCCUCUAAGCUCCUUUGCGGCGCAUAUGGCACGAAACCGAACCUGUUCUCGUGCUCCCACGAUGGCACUGUUCGCAUGUGGAACACUUUGAUUGGUGAAGAAACGACCGAGCAAGCUGGUGAGCUUACCUGCAUGAAUGGCAAGAAGGGACCGUCCCCACAGCACUCUUUGAGUGUGUCCUGCGAUGGCACAGCCUGCGUCAGUGGUGGUCAGAACGGUAAGUUCUACUACUUCAACGUCGAUGAAAGCGACUUUAUCCGUGGACCGCCAAAGGUGUUGCCACUGCCGGCAGAGCCGGAAGAAGGAUGGCCAGAGGAAGGUACUAUUUGUAUUUGUAGGGUUCUUUUUAUCUUUGGUUGUUGAUCUUGCAUUUCAUGUUUAUAGUAUCAUGAUGGGCUAGAAGUGGCACUAGUACAGUGGAACAAGAUAAAACAUCCAUAGAUUCCCGGUACUGCUUGAAAAAAAUGUUUCAACGUCAACAUUUAACAUAACCUAAAAAAAGGUCCCCCUGAGCCGGAAACCGAACCUGGUGACCCGAUCACGUUUGCGGCGCACAGUGAUGCCAUUUCCUGCAUCUCCUGGUCUCCGUUGAAUCCGCGGCUUUUGGCGACUGCUGCUGCGGACGCCACGGUGGUUAUCUGGGACAUGUGGAACAAGGAACAGACGGUUCUAGAACCUUCUCUCAACAUGGAUCCCAUUCAGAACCUGACCACGUUCGUCCAAUGGUCGCCCGAUUGUGCCUCUAUCGUUUGCUCGAACGAGGACAUGAACAUGCAGAUCUUCUCUGCCGUGAGCGGUAACGCGCGCACUGCGCCCCUCCCGGGCCACGUUGCCACAGUUUACAACGGUGCGUGGGCGCCAUUAGGUCAGUGCUUAGCCACCUGCUCUGAGGACACGACUGUUCGACUUUGGCACUUCCGGUUGAACCGUGACAUUGCAGAAAUCACGACAUUGGAGAAGGAACAGGCAGAGUUCAAUUCCGACAUGCUUUUCUGGCAAAAACUGCUGGACAAGAUCCGCAAAACCUUUAAAAACUAUGAGCACUGGCAAGAGUACGAGCCGGAUAUCUACCUGUUGCGCUCGUCUUUGGACAAGGGUGUUGCAAGGACACAGAGCUACAACGAAAGGGAGGCGCUUCUCGGUGCACACUAGAUUGAUUUUUAGAGCACUUUUUUUUUGUCUGACAUCCAUCGUUGCAUUUAGUUAUAUGUUUUUUUAGAUGUUGGAGAGCGAAACGAACGUCCUUUCAGCUAUUAUGAUUGUCAACUACAUGACCUGUACCGUAAUCUUCAUCUCAAACUUUACAACCUCCUCUCAAACUUAACAUCCUCUCAAACUUUACAUCCUCUCAAACUCAAGGUCUCGUUCGUUCCGACUAUUACGAAUUGGAUGGCAUGAUCGAUGAUUACAAGCCUUACUAUGUCCUCUGGGAUGCCGUCAUCAACUUCCAGAAACUGCAGAAACUGUGGCACGACCAGCCGUUGUCCAGCAUCAACGCUCCGAAGGUCGAGGAGCAGCUCGAUCAGUGGUUCAAGGACUGCGUGAAGAUGAUGAAGCAGUUUUCUUCAGACAGCAUGAAGAACGUGCGCAACACCGCACGCGCAUUGCGAGACGCCAUCGACGCAUUCAAGGUCAAGUUUCCCUUCUUGCGAGCAUUCUCUUCGGAAGCUAUUCUCCAGCGUCACUGGGAUGCUUUGGCUGAGCGUAUGAAUGGAGUGCGACCGAAAACAACCGACAUCAAACUCAUUACCAUGCAAGAGAUGUUGGAUCUUGGUAACACCACUUACAUUUAGACUUUUUUAGACUAUGAUUUUUACUGUACAGGCCGUAUAGGAGUUGAAUAUAGUUGAGGCACGUCUCGUAUGGAAAUUCUUAUUCAGGAGCACAUACUAUCAUACAGUACUGUGCUUAUACUCUCUUAGUUCUGUGCUAAUAUACCACAUUAUCAUCCACAUAAUGCUCAUACUAAGUAUCUUAGUACAACUGUGCUUCAUCUCCACAAUUACCCACUUUAGGCGUCCUCGAUUUUCCGGAGGACUUCGAAGAGAUUGCUCUUGCGGCAACGAAGGAGUUCAGUUUGAAGCGUGCUCUUGCAAACAUGAAAGUCGAAUGGGAACCAAUUGCGGUCGUGCUCAAAGCGUACAAGAAUACCGGUGUGCCGCUUCUCGGUGGUAUCGACGAAAUCCAGGCUUACUUGUUAUGGCUUCAGCACUGUUCACCUUCAUUGUUCUACUAGAUUUUUGCUGGAGGAAGAUGAUAAUUUCAUGAUUUGAUUUAGUUUCUCUCACUUGGACAACUUGGUAUGAUGAUGAAUCUCUUGUCUAUUGUAGUAGUGCCUUCUGCUUCUUGUGUCUUAGGUACUACAGUAGGAUCUCCGUGAAGAGAUGACCUUAGAGGUUCAAGGCCUCACUCCUCUAAACUCCGACGAUUUCAUCGUGAAGACCCAAGCGAUUCGUUCUUCGCCAUUCUGCAAGCCCUUCGAGGCCGAGGUGCACGAGUGGGAAGCUCUUUUGCUACGCAUUCAGGAGUUCGUCGACGAGACUAUCUUGCUGCAGCGUUCCUGGAUGGCUCUCGAGCCUAUCUUUGUUUCCGACGAUAUCAAACGCCAGCUGCCGCACGAGUCCGAACAGUUUGAGGUCGUGGACAAGAUGUUCCGCACACGCAUGAACGAAGUGGACGAAGACAAGCUGGCCCUCAGGGUCGGACGCAUCCCGGGACUGGUGGAGGAUUUGAAACAAGGUAACGAGACGAUCGAGAAGGUGCAGAAGGGGUUGAAGGACUACCUGGAGACCAAGCGACUCUACUUCCCGCGUUUCUUCUUCCUGAACGAUGCAGAUUUGCUGUCGAUUCUGGCCGAGACCAAGGAUCCCACCGCAGUGCAGCCGCACUUGGGUAAAGCGUUCGAAGGUAUCGCGAAGGUGCGCUUCAACGAUGGUAAGACCAUUAUUGAGUCUAUGAUUUCGGCGGAAGGUGAGGAGAUCGAGUUGAAGAGACAAAUCGAUACGGAUAAGCCGGGGAACAAGGGAGCGGUCGAGCGCUGGCUGGUCGAAUUAGAGGAGAGCAUGAUGGACUCGCUGCGUAUUAUCAUCGGCGAGUGCAACGAGAACUACGCGCAGAUUGAGCGUCAUCAGUGGUGUCUCAUGUGGCCAGGUCAGGUCGCGAUCUGCACCUCGUGCUACUACUGGACCAUCCAAGCGGAGGAGUUCCUGGACGCUAAGAAAAUCGGCGAAUUCGAGAAGAAGCUCUUCCAGCAGAUCGCGAACAUUGUCGAGUUGGUGCGAGGCGAGAUGCCGAAGCUGGCUCGUGUCACCGUCGGAGCCUUGGUAACGCUGGAUGUGCACGCUCGUGAUGUGAUCACCGAGUUGCGCGAGAACAACUGCGACUCCAAGGAGGACUUCCAGUGGCUGUCGCAAUUGCGCUACUACUGGCAGAACAUCGGAGACAUGACCAUGAACAAUGGCACGCCCAACACCAAACAGGAAUGCAAGGUGUCCAUCGUGAAUUCCACGCUCUUGUACGGCUUCGAGUACUUGGGGAACACCGCUCGUUUGGUGGUCACGCCGUUGACGGAUAGGUGCUACCGAACGUUGAUGGGCGCAUUUGCUCUGUACUACGGUGGAGCACCCGAAGGUCCGGCCGGAACGGGUAAGACCGAGUCCACGAAGGAUUUGGCCAAGGCUCUGGCCGUGCAGUGCGUGGUGUUCAACUGCUCCGAUAGUAUGGAUUACCUGCAGUUAGCGAAGUUCUUCAAGGGUCUGGCCUCGUCUGGUGCGUGGUGCUGCUUCGAUGAGUUCAACCGAAUUUCUCUCGAGGUGCUCUCCGUCGUCGCACAGCAGAUUCAGCAGAUCUCGUUGGCCAUUAAACAGCGCGUUGACACGUUUGUGUUCGAAGAAACGGAAAUCCGACUCGUCCCGACGUGCGCGGUGAACAUUACCAUGAACCCGGGUUAUGCCGGUCGUUCCGAACUGCCGGAUAACCUCAAGGCUUUGUUCCGACCGUGCGCAAUGAUGGUUCCGAACUACGCCUUGAUUGCCGAGAUCCGUCUCUACUCCUUUGGUUACGCCGAUGCGAAGAGGAUCGGCAUGAAGGCGACGAUGGCCCUGAAGCUAUCUUCCGAACAGCUGUCACCGGCAAAGCACUACGAUUUCGGAAUGCGUGGUCUCAACGCGCUCUUGGUCGCUGGUGGUAACGGAAAGCGAACCUAUGGCGACAAGUAUCCGGAGGACCAGAUUGCCUUGCGUUCGUUUAUGGACGUCAACUUGCCGAAGUUUACCUCUGCCGAUACACCGUUGUUCAAGGGUACUGAUUGGAUUUUGUAUUUAAAAAACUCAGACAGAUUUGUGUUCCACAUGAUACCCGUCUAAGAUCUAGUGUUCCUUUUCGAGGCCCUUGGUCUAAAACUGAUUUUUUUGAUAAUUUUUUUCCCAGGAGAUCGAUGUAGUUGCAGUUGGGGUGUACUUUUUCUCGUUGAAGGAAAUUUAGACGCUUCUUCAUUAUAGGGUCUUCGAAGGAAACGCUAAUAGUACACCUUGUCCGUACACCAGGAAGUCAUGAACUUUCCUCUCUCCCACCUUAAGGUAUCAUUGGUGAUUUGUUCCCUGGUGUGCGUCUGCCGCCAGCAGACUACGGUGCGCUGGUGACCAACCUUGAGGCAGUCACGGAGACCUUUGGUCUGCAGCCCACUCGUCAGUUCACUAACAAGGCAGUGCAGCUGUGGGAGACCAUUGUGGUGCGCCACGGUUUGAUGACUGUCGGUUUUCCGCCUUGCGGUAAGACCUGCAUCAAGGAGGUGUUGGCUACUACUCUCGGAAAGAUUGAAGGCACGAACGAGUUGUUCAUGCCCGUUGUCCAGUACGUGAUGAACCCGAAGUCUAUCACACAGGGUCAGCUGUACGGAGAGGCGGAUCUGAACACCCAGGAGUGGACCGACGGUGUCUUGGCCAUUGCCGUGCGUAACGGUUCGCAGCCAGUUGGCGCAGAUGGUAAGAUGCGCCGUCAAUGGGUCGUCCUCGAUGGUCCAGUCGAUGCUAUCUGGAUCGAGAACAUGAACACCGUGCUGGACGACAACAAGAAGCUGUGCUUGAACUCCGGUGAGAUCAUCAAGCUGUCUCCAGUGACCACGAUGUUGUUCGAGGUGCGCGACUUGGAGUACGCUUCUCCAGCUACGGUCUCGCGUGUCGGGAUCGUCUACCUAGAACCGGAUACGGAUUUGGGCUGGCAACCGAUCAUCCAGUCGUGGCUCAUCACUCUGCCAGAGUUCAUCCGCAAAGACCACGAGAAGCAGUUGAUGGACAUGUUCAGCGGUACCUUCGAGGUGCUGCUGGAGACCGUGCAGCGCGUGUCGACUCCGGUUGCCUGCAGUGACAACUGGCUGGCACUCAGCGCCUGCCGCUUGCUGGAGAGCUUGAUGAUGGAUCAGCUGAUGGGCUACUGCCGACCGGACGGCGAGCCGAAUGAGGAGGACAAAUCCGCGCCUCAACCGCAAUCCGCCAUCGAUCGCGAAUUGAUCAUCGCCCAGUUGUACUACUUCACGAUGACGUGGACAGUCGCUGCGGUGUCCAACAACGAUGGACGCGCCGUUGGGGACGCGACCAUCAAGGCUGUGAUCGAGAAGAAGAGUGAGUACUUCAAGAAGAACAACUUCGUCGCCUUCCCCGAGUUCUACGACCUCCAGUCUGGCGCAGCCAUUCCGGCUCCUCCGCGUAAGGGUACACUCCACGAUUACUUCAUCGAUCCGGAAGAUGGCGGCAAGUGGAAGCUGUGGACAGAACGCAUCCCGCAAUUGGACAUCCCGAAGGGCACGCUGUUCCAUACGAUCGUGGUUCCGACUGCCGAUACUGAGCGCAACCAAUUCUUGAUCCGCACUUUGAUCGAAAAGGGCCACAACGUGCUGUUCUCCGGUCCCACGGGUACGGCCAAGACCGCUAGUAUUAACGGUAUGUUGCUGAACGGAUUCCACCCGAAGAAGUACAGCACGAUCCAGUUCGCGUUCUCGGCACAGACGACGGCCAAUCAGACCCAGGAUAUCAUCGACGGUAAGCUGGACAAGCGACGAAAGGGUGUCUUCGGUCCGCCUAUGAACAAGAAGAUGCUUGUCUUCAUCGAUGACUUGAACAUGCCUACCAAGGAAACCUAUGGCGCACAACCUCCGAUCGAGAUCCUGCGUCAGGCUAUGGUCAAGACGCCGCUUGGCUUUGGUUGGUACGACCGCAAGGGCUGGGACUUCCGCAAUUUGGUCGACAUCCACUACUUAGCCGCUAUGGGUCCACCAGGUGGCGGUAAGAACGACAUCACGGAUCGUUACUCGCGUAUGUUCAACCUGGUCUUCGUCACACCGUUCGAUGACGAGUCUCUGGCGCGUAUUUUCACGACAGUGGUCGGCGUCUUCUUCCAAGCCUUGCCGCGUGACGUCGCCGCUCAAGUCCCGCAAACGGUCCAGGGUGUGCUCGAUGUGUACUUCACCAUGAUGCGCGACUUCUUGCCGACCCCAGCGAAGUCGCAUUACACGUUCAAUAUGCGUGACGUCUCCAAGGUCUUCCAGGGUAUGUGCAUUUGCACACGUGAAUCGCUGCCGAAGUUAAGACUAUAGUACCCUUUUCUCUUUUAUAUUUUCCUCCGGUCUGUCUUUUUUCUAGUUAGGUCGGCUCCACCACAAACUAUAGUACAGUAAAUACACAGAUCAUGAUUUUUCCAUUGUUGUUCGUGUUUUGAUGUGGAACAUCAGUCUUCAGACCGCGUAGACGCCUAGAACAAAAGAAAGUAGACUUCUUUCCUCUAGACUCUACUCUCCUACAAGUUGUGGUAGACCCCCUCACUGCUCUAACCAUUGUUGAGGACUUGUGCAAGGUGUGGAUGCACGAGUGCGAGCGUGUCUUCAAGGAUCGAUUGAUCAACCGCCAGGAUCAGAACCAGUUCCACAUGAUUAUCAAGCGCUUAAUGGACAAGCACUACAAGAAACCCUACGACCAAGUUGUGAAGCUGGAGCCGGUCAUCUUCGUGGACUUCGUGGACCCGAAGAGCACGAGCUACCAGGAAGUGCCAGACCACGAGAAACUGUUGGAGAAAGUGCAGGAAUGCUUGGAUGACUACAACAACGUGAGUAAGAUUCGAUUGGAUUUGGUGCUUUUCACGGCGUUCUUGGAACACAUCUGCCGCGUGAUUCGUGUGCUGAAGUUGCCGCUAGGUAACGCUCUCCUCGUCGGUGUCGGUGGUAGCGGACGUAAGUUAAGGGUACACCUUUAAGGUGCUUUUCGUGCCGCUUUUUAUGCCUCUCUCAUCCUAAGGGAGAGAGAAAGGGGGCAUAACAAGCGGGGGAACCCGCGAGCACCAAAAGCCUACCUCUAAGUAAGUCCGUGACCACGCUGGCCACCUACGUUGCAGAAUACGAACUGUUCCAGAUCGAGCUGGCGAAGGGCUACGGCCUGAACGAAUGGCACGAUGACAUCAAACGCUUGCUGAUCUCUGCGGGUGGUCAAGCCAAGAACAUGGUGUUCCUGUUCCCAGAUACCCAGAUCGCCAAUGAGACCUUCUUGGAGGAGGUGAGUUCCAUU
Molecule: messenger RNA, 13659 nt
Organism: Amoebophrya sp. A25
Lineage: Eukaryota; Dinophyceae; Syndiniales; Amoebophryaceae
Source: the annotation of a GenBank genome assembly